AUGGAAAAUAGGCUUUCGUUAGGAUUUAUUGCCUCUCCCACCACUCGCCAUUAUAGACCUUACGUAAAGAAGAAUAAGAAUGACAAUGUUCUUCUCUUUACAGUUCGAGACCAUCCUUCACAUCAUGUCACAAGGUUACGACAUUCAAGGCAUCUCGAUGGGUACCUGCCUUUACAUUCAUCCCUUCCGAGGAGAUACUUUACCCCUGCCUCUCCGAAGCUGGCUGUGAAGGACAAUCACAAGCCUCUCUUCACUGAAUGCCUAAACUAUAGGCCAACCCUGAAAGAAGAGCAGCCUGUAGGAACAUAUGUGUUCACGGUUCAUGCCGAAGACCGGGAUCCACCCGAAAUGGGUGGUACGGUUACUUACAAAUUCGUCUCAACUCCUGGUGAGAAGGAAAGAUUUCAUGUUGACCCAGAGACUGGAAGAAUUACUACAGCUGAUAUAUUUGACCACGAUGAACCAUCACGUGAGAAAGAAGCAUAUAUAACAGUCCGGGCAAGUGAUAAUGGCCAGCCCCAAUUAGACGACGCGUGUACUAUUAAAAUACUUAUAGAAGACAUCAAUGACAACCAGCCGGUCUUCGAUAAAGUGGUCUUCCGAGGAGACGUUUGGAAGGAUCGUAAGCCGCCACUCAAGGCAUUAUCGUCGUAUUCGGAGUCAGUGCCCCAAGAUCUGCCGAGCGGUCGUGAGGUGAUGCGAAUAUCUGCUACGGAUAUAGAUGAUGGCAAUAACUCGAUCGUACAUUACAGUCUCGAUUCAAAUUCGCCGGAUCAGGCCUAUUUCUACAUCGAUCCUGAUAACGGCGUCAUAUUUCUGAAUAAGACUAUUGACAAAGUGCCAGGCUACAAAUUCAAGUUGAGCGCGAUAGUAAAAGACAUGGGUGAUCCACCGCAACAAAGUUCGAUUACUUUAGACAUCCAAGUCGUUGAAUCUAACAAGAAAAGCCCGUCUUUCAUCGAAGUGCCCGAUGAACCGAUAAGAUUAAAAGAAAAUUAUGCUGACUUCAACACCCCGAUAGCAACUGUGAGAGCAGUAUCAAACAUUCCGGAAGAAAAGAAAUUACAGUUUGAAUUGGUUAUGGGUCAGACGGAACAAACGAAUAAAUGGCACACGUUUGUCUUGGAACCAGAGGCUGAUUCCGCAUACAUAAAACUCGGUAACCAUUUGGAUUACGAGAAAAUAACAGAUUACACAUUGACUGUUAGAAUUCAAAAUAAUUAUAAAUUAGCAGCUGAAACUAUAAUUCAAAUAGAAAUUGAGGAUGUAAAUGAUAAUAUUCCUAUAUUCAGUGAAAUAAGAUCUGGUAGUGUAUUAGAAAAUGAACCUCCCGGUACACCCGUAAUGCAAGUUAGGGCAUUCGACGCUGAUGGGACGUCAGCCAAUAACCAAGUCACAUACGAAUUAGGAGACCCAUCGGAUCCAUUCGCUAUAGACAGCAUAACAGGAAACAUCACAACAUUAAAAAUGUUCGACAGAGAAGAGAGAAGUUUCUACAACAUAAAAAUUAUAGCCACUGACAAUUCUGAAUCAGCUCUCAUACCUGGCAAACAUAACGCCGGCCAACAGGUUUUUCUUAUAGAGAUAGCUGAUAAAAACGACAAUCCGCCACAUUUCACACAGGAUACGUAUGUAGCUGAGUCAAUAGCUGAGAACGCUAACAUUAACGAGCUCGUCACACAAGUUACCGCGUUGGAUAUAGAUACAGCAUCCGUGGUAACAUAUAGCAUAGUAGCCGGUAACACAUACGACGCGUUUGUGAUACGUAAUUUCACUGGUGAAAUUCGGGUCAACAAUGAACUCGAUUACGAAAAUAUAACCAGCUACAGCUUAGACGUGAGAGCUUUUGAUGGCUUGUAUGAAGACUACGCGAAGGUCCUCAUAAAGAUUGAGAACCUCAACGACAAUCCUCCGGUCUUCUUGGCCAAUUACACGAAGACCAUCGAGGAAGAAAAGUUAUAUGAAGGAUGCAUUGUAAAGGUCGAAGCCUACGAUCCAGAUUUAGACAGAAACGAACCACAGAACAUAGUCUAUUCUCUGGUGAAGCACGAACAGAAAGAGUUUCUUCAAAUAGACAACGACGGUUGUUUGCGACUGACAAAACCCUUAGACAGAGAUCAGCCUUCAGGGUUCACGAGGUGGCAGAUCCUUAUCAUGGCUGCUGAUCAUGGAGGAAGACUUGGAUCAGACAGUCUGCGAUCAACCACAGAAGUUAUAUUGGAACUGACUGACAUCAAUGAUAACGCACCUUUCUUGACUAAUACUCAACCCGUCAUAUGGUACGAGAAUGAACCUCCCGGCCAAGUUGUUAUACUAACAGCUAAAGAUUACGAUUCAGCUGAAAACGGACCACCUUUUACAUUCGCUCUUAACGAGUCUGCAAGCUUCGAUAUACGAUCCAAAUUCCACAUACAAGGAAACAUUCUAUCUACGUUGGUUUCCUUCGAUCGUGAACAACGCAAGGAGUACAAGAUACCAGUAGCUAUAACAGAUUCUGGGACACCUAGAUUAACAGGCGUUUCCAUUCUUCAUAUUGUCAUCGGAGAUAGAAACGAUAAUCCCAUGGGACCCGGCCACAGUGACAUCUUUGUCUACAACUACAAGACGGAAACGUACUUCAACGAAAUAUACAGCUGGAGAUAUUAUGGGGAAGCACCAGAUACGGAAAUUGGCCGCGUGUUUGUAAAUGACCCUGAUGAUUGGGACUUACCUGACAAACGGUUCAUGUGGCUACCUUCCUACGAACAAAGAAGCCCUUACUUCGACGUCCAUAGUAAUACUGGGAUGAUUACUAUGAAGGAGGGAACACCUAACGGAACUUACAUGCUCCGAUUUAAUGUGACGGAAGUAAACGAGCCGUUAGUGCCUUUUCACUGGGUAGAGGCUACAGUAAAUGUGACGAUAAAAGAAAUACCCGAAGAAGCUGUUGACAAAUCCGGUUCAAUCAGAUUCCUGAACAUCACCGCUGAAGAGUUUAUUGUACCAGAAGCUGAUGGCACUAGCAAAAAAGACAAACUUCAUCGUCGUUUAGCAGAUUUAUACAACAAAUCUAUGGACAAUGUUGAUGUAUUCACCGUUUUUACCAAACUUACUGUCAAAGACGCCUUCCUUGAUGUAAGGUUUUCAGCCCACGGAUCCCCAUACUUCGAAGCUGAGAAAUUGGACAGUAUGGUUGUGGGGAUACAAGAAAAGUUGGAAGAUGAGCUCGGCAUCAGGAUAUAUAUGGUGAAGAUAGACGAAUGUCUGAUAGAGAAGGAACAGUGCGAAGAUUCCUGUAGGAAUGUACUCAUCAAAAACAAUGUACCGCUCUCCGUUUAUACGAAUACCACCAGCUUCGUUGGAGUAUCAGCGAGGGUUGAAUCUGAAUGCACUUGUGAUGUGGAAGAACCGCUCGUUUGUUUGAACGGAGGUACUCCAUUCGCUGAUAAAUGCGAAUGUCCUGAAGGCUGGAACGGUCCUCAUUGCGAGCAGACCAGUAUCGGUUUCCAUGGCGACGGCUGGGCCAUGUACCCCUCCCCACCAGCGUGCCACGAGGGUCACGUGACACUCACUCUGACGUCACACACUAGCAACGCUCUGGUCUUCUAUCUUGGACCGUUGAAAUUCAACCCGCUUUUAGAUGUACAAGAUUUCAUGUCUUUAGAACUGAUAGAUGGUUAUCCGAUACUAUUAGUGAACUACGGUUCUGGUACGACACGUCUUAAUAACAGUGUUGUACAUGUAGCUGAUGGUAAACCACAUUUGAUAGAGAUAGUUCUCAUGAGGAGUUCCAUUGAAAUGUUUGUGGAUAGAUGCAAGCUAUCGACAUGUAUGAGCCUUGCAGCCCCUACUGGACCGAGAGAAAUAUUAAAUGUCAACGGCCCCCUCCAAUUGGGUGGGGCGAGCGUAGAUUUACAAAGUCUAGCUAGAUCGUUCGGAUGGCGUUACGUGCCCACAAAUCAGCACUUUAUGGGCUGCAUCAGCAAUUUUACGUACAACGACUACAUGUACAAUUUAGGAAAGCCGUCCGUUGAACGGAACGCAGAUCCCGGAUGUCAGAAGAGUGUAUUCACAGCCGUUACAUUUGGCAUCGAUACCAACUUUCUGGUCGCUAUACUUGUGUGCAUCGCGAUAUUAAUAAUUCUCCUCCUGGCUGUGGUUGUACAUCGGAAACGAGCUGAUGCAUGGGCGGAGAAAGAGUUAGACGAUAUAAGAGAAAACAUCAUCGCUUAUGAAGAUGAAGGUGGCGGCGAAGGAGACGCUGGCUACGACUUGCACGUACUGAGACAAAUGUACGAUGGACCUCCACCGGAUAACGAACCAGCAUUCAUGCAUGUACCAGUGGUAGGCGCAGCUCCCGAUAUAUCAGGAUUCUUGGACGACAAAAAAUCCGUCCUGGAUCGAGAUCCAGAUAUCAAUCCGUACGAUGACGUGCGUCACUACGCGUAUGAAGGAGAUGGGAACACUAGCGGAUCGCUAUCUUCGUUGGCUAGCUGUACCGACGACGAAGAUCUCAAAUUCAACUACCUAUCUACAUUCGGGCCUCGUUUCCGUAAGUUGGCGGAUAUGUAUGGAGACGACGGUGAAGACCGUCAGCACGAGGAGUCCUGGUGCUAG
Danaus chrysippus (African queen) is the source of this 4596-nucleotide messenger RNA. The record is from the annotation of a GenBank genome assembly. Lineage: Eukaryota; Metazoa; Arthropoda; Insecta; Lepidoptera; Nymphalidae.